Pteronotus mesoamericanus is the source of this 1302-nucleotide messenger RNA. RefSeq names its product ATP synthase peripheral stalk-membrane subunit b (gene ATP5PB). The record is from RefSeq and is a predicted model, not a curated record. Bases 118 to 888 code for a protein of 256 amino acids. Gene Ontology annotation, biological process: proton motive force-driven ATP synthesis. Gene Ontology annotation, molecular function: proton-transporting ATP synthase activity, rotational mechanism. Lineage: Eukaryota; Metazoa; Chordata; Mammalia; Chiroptera; Mormoopidae. The transcript has 7 exons.
AGGGUUCACGUCCUCUUCUCGCGAGACUUGCGAGCGACCAUCUUGCUCCUGCCCCUGACAGAUUCUCUCGCCCAGGUCACUGGGACGCUAGGAACUCCGAGCGGACCCUCGCUGACCAUGCUGUCUCGAGUGGUACUUUCUGCUGCCGCCGUAGCAGCCCCUCCUCUGAAGAACGCAGCCCUCCUCGGUCCAGGGGUGUUGCAGGCAACAAGGAUCUUUCACACUGGGCAGCCAAGCCUUGCCCCUGUCCCGCCUCUUCCAGAAUAUGGAGGAAAAGUUCGGCACGGGCUGAUCCCUGAGGAAUUCUUCCAGUUCCUUUAUCCUAAAACCGGUGUGACAGGACCCUAUGUGCUCGGAACUGGGCUUAUCCUGUAUUUCCUGUCCAAGGAAAUAUAUGUGGUUACUCCAGAGACCAUUUCUGCCAUAUCAACAAUAGGGCUGCUUGUCUUUAUGGUUAAAAAAUACGGUGCCUCUAUUGGGGAAUUUGCUGAUAAACUCAAUGAGCAAAAAAUCGCCCAGCUAGAAGAAGCAAAACAGGCUACCAUCAAAAGCAUACAGGAUGCAAUUGACCUGGAGAAGUCCCAGCAGGCACUGGUUCAGAAACGCCAUUACCUUUUUGAUGUCCAGAGGAAUAACAUUGCUAUGGCCUUGGAGGUUACGUACCGGGAACGGCUGCACAGAGUGUACAAGGACGUAAAGAGUCGCCUGGACUACCAUAUCUCGGUGCAGAACAUGAUGCGUCGGAAGGAGCAAGAGCACAUGAUAAAUUGGGUGGAGAAGCACGUGGUGCAGAGCAUCUCUGCACAGCAGGAAAAGGAGACAAUUGCCAAGUGCAUUGCAGAUCUAAAGCUGCUCGCAAAGAAGGCCCAAGCACAGCCAGUUAUGUAAAUAAAUCGCUCUAGAUUGAGACAGCUAAAAACACUUGACUGACUGAGCGGAAACUAGGCUGUGACAAAAGCUUUCUAUAUUGCGUCCUACCGGAGUCAGUUUGCCUCACCUCAAAAUGAAAAGUGUGAGUUCCAUCUAACGACAGAAUUAAAACAAUCCAUUGGCCAGUGAGAUGUGUCUUGUCCUUCUUGCUCUGCAUUUUGAAUUGUUCGAUGAUUACUUUUAAAUAAGCAGUGUGCUUUUAAUAAUAUUUGGUACCUGAUUAAAACUACCAAGUUAUCGUUGAAAUUUGUAAGUAAUUCUAUCAUUUUACAAUAAAGUAACAGUUGAACAAAGCAUCAAAUUGCAUAAUUUUCUGAAAUAUCUCAACAUUUGUCAUGUGGGUAAAAAUUAAAGAUGUCAUUGAAUUGAUAA